AUGCCCUCUGAGUCGACAAAAUAUAGAGGUUACUGUCAUUGUGGGGGAUUUCGCUUCGAACUAACCGUCCCUGAAAUCAAGUCGGCCACCGCAUGCGAUUGUCGUCUUUGCAAGAAGAAGGGAUAUAUCUGGACUGUGCCGCCCAAAGGGAGUUACAAGGUAGUGCGAGACGAUGGCCUCUUGCAGACGUACGAGUCCGCUUCCUUGAGGCACCAGUUCUGCGGCAGGUGCUCUACUGGUAUUUCGGGUGAACAUGUCGCUGGGCCGACAAAGGGUCAGAUGGCAAUAAACCUGCUUGCUGUCCGUGAAGUCAACCCAUUUCAACUAGAGUAUGCUUUGCCCCCGAUCUGCAUGAUUGCCGAAACUACACACGCCCUCGAACCACGGCAGGAUUCCCCCUCUGAGCGCAAAACACACCAUCUCUUCUCCUGCCACUGCGGCCGAGUCCAAGCCCAACUACUCACCCCGCUAUCCGAACGACAAGUAAAGCAGGACAACUGCAGUUCCUGCAUCAGGAAAGCCUACAUUGGCGUAUACCCCGAUAAAGACCAAGUUCGCAUCCACGGGAGAGAAUACACCAAAGCAUACAUGUACGGUAAAAAGUACGGAGCAGACCAUUUCUGCGCAACUUGCGGCGUGUUUGUGUUUGCGACCGUCAUUGGACCACCACUGAGUGUAUUCGACAACGUGCCGCCCGAGAGAAAAGAAUUCGUCAUGUCGGUGUAUCGCAAGAACAUCAACCUGUUGCCAUUGAAUAUGCGCUGUGUGGAGGGACUGGAUAUUGCCUCUCUCAAUAUCGACAAGACCGACUACGGCGCAGAGGACUACGAGCUGCCCGAUGAAGGCGAUGUGACUGGGUAA
This is a messenger RNA of Metarhizium brunneum ARSEF 3297, 861 nucleotides long. NCBI's taxonomy places the organism in Eukaryota, Fungi, Ascomycota, Sordariomycetes, Hypocreales, Clavicipitaceae. The record is from RefSeq and is a predicted model, not a curated record.